Phragmites australis (common reed) is the source of this 1765-nucleotide messenger RNA. Its product is annotated as probable WRKY transcription factor 19. Bases 313 to 1482 code for a protein of 389 amino acids. Lineage: Eukaryota; Viridiplantae; Streptophyta; Magnoliopsida; Poales; Poaceae. The record is from RefSeq and is a predicted model, not a curated record. The transcript has 4 exons.
UUGCGUGUACUCUGUGGUUCGAGUCCGGCUGGUUAGCCGCCCCCGAUCAAAUCAGCCACCUUCUUCCCCUUUCUCUCCAAUUUUUUAUGCCUCCUCCGCCUGCAACUUGCAACCCUCAGAGCCCCCGUACCCAAUCCCUUCUACUAAAAUACUAUUGCCAACUAUAGAAAUUGCAUCCGCAUUCUCGCCUUUACUCUUCCCUGUCCUCGCCCAUCCGCUCCUUCGUCAACACCUUCGCCGCUGCCGCCGCCGCAUUGCCGAGGCUGUCCAGUCACUCUGCCUCCCGGUCUUGUCGAAAAAAAAAACACAUUUAUGGGGCAUGACCAUAUGGCUUGUAUAAAGAUGCAUAUGGCAGAAGAUUCUCUUGGUGUUAGAAAAUGUUGCCAGGAACCUGGGUGCAACGAUGUUGUCGAUGGAGAGCUAGUGUACUGCAAAAUUCAUAGUGGAGGGCUGUCACGCCACCAGCUUAGUCACCUCCAGAGUGCACAGGAGAGCUCAGGUUUAUUCGUGCCCCCUGUUAAAGGCAGCCAGUUUAACGAACCUGUUUCCAGUACAGUGACAUACUCUGAGCAAGAGGUACAUGUCAAGUAUGAAGGGGAUGAUCGAUGUAAACUAAAGGAUAGUUCUGGGAACACUCAGGGUGAGACUACACAAUAUGUCUUCCGUGGGGCAGGCAUGCUUUGUAAGCAUGAAAACUGCAGCAAGCAGGCACAGGAGAACACAAUCUACUGUAGGUUACAUAGUUGUGUUAGCAAGGGCUGCAUGGUACGGGGCUGUCCAAGAGGUGGACAUGGAGGCACGCCUUUAUGCAUUGGCCAUGGAGGAGGGAAGCGGUGUGUUAUCCCUGGAUGCCCAAAUGCAGCAUGUGGCCAAGGCCGUCGUGACCGCUGCGUGAGGCAUGGUGGUGGCAAGAGAUGCAAAUUUGAAGGGUGUGUGAAGGGUGCACAAGGGAAUACAGAUUACUGCAUCAGGCAUGGUGGCGGAAGGCGGUGCAAAUCCGAAGGAUGUACAAAGAGUGCACAAGGACGGACAGAUUUCUGCAUUAAGCAUGGUGGGGGCAGUCGGUGCAAGUUCCAAGGAUGUGGUACGAGCGCAAAAUGGGGUACAGAUUUCUGCUCUAUCCAUAGGAAGAGUUUGUUGAGUGAUGACAAUGCUAUCCCUGAAGCUUUGCCCGCCUCCAAAGAAAAGCGACGUCGGACCAAGAAACCCAAAAAGGCAGACAAGCCAUCUGAGCUCUCCCAGGAGAAUGUCACCACAGCAGCUAUUGCUGGAAGCAGCGCACAACAAAUGGGCGUCUGCCGCAUAGCAACCGUAGUUCCGAACCAUGCAGCACUAAUCAAGGGUGUGACAAUGACGGGGCAAGCUGCAGUUGCUACCCCACAGAUAGUGGCUCCACUCUCCAUGAAAUCUCCAACGCCAUCUGGACCCGUGGUUUCAGCAGAUAGGGAGGCAGGGGCAAGCAAGGCGAUGCUGGGUCUGUAGAAAGAUGGCGGUGGUGCAUAUGGAGGUUUCCAGACGCCUUGCCAAACUAGUCCUCUGAUUAUUGUUUUCGACUGAAAAAUGUCGAAACAUUAGGAGAGUUGUUCAUAUUAACUGGUUCUCGCCGUCAAUUGACUUUAGUCAUGGCUUGUGUUUCGUUCCUCUUUGUCCUGUGAAUCUCUAAAUGUUCUUCUGUGUGUUGUCUUGUUUUCUUGUAGCGUGGAAGCCAGUCAGCGGACUAUAUGGAACUAUGGACAAUAAGCAAGAAAAUUGCGUCAUUGCCUAA